AUGGGGAUUAACGAAGGCGAUAAAAUAGCCAUAUUUGGAGACUACAAUCUACCUGGCAUACGGUGGAUAGCGACAAUCCCUCCGUAUUGUCACAUUGACAGCUCUGGUUCCUCUUUAUCCCGAUCAUGUACAAUCUUCUUAGAUGGCAUGUAUUCAUCUGGUUUUGAACAAAUCAAUAAUGGUAGAAACUACGCUGGCAAUACGCUCGAUCUUAUCCUUGUCAACCAAGCAUUAGAUGGUCUUUUCAUUUUGGAAGACAUCGUUGAUCCAUUGGUACCAGCCGAUCCGGCUCAUCCGCCUUUUUGUCUGCUUAUCAAAGACUGCUUUAAUUCUACUGUGAUUAUGAACCCUGACGACGAAUUAGACUUCGCUUCUUUCGAUUAUAAAAGGGCAAAUUACGAUGCUUUGAAUCAAAGAUUGGCAGAAAUUGAUUGGUCCACUGUAUGCCUAAGCACCAACGUGGACGAUAGCGUGGAAAAUUUCUCCCAAAUUCUCCAUCACGUGUUCGGCGAUUAUAUACCUUUGCAACGUCCAUCUGUGAAACCACCGUGGUCUAACAGUGAACUCAGAAACCUCAAGAGAAAGCGAAAUGCGGCUCAUCGUACAUAUCGGACCCUCCGAUCCUAUAAAAUCUGCAGUUAUCGUUACAAAUCGUUGAAUAACAAGCUCUAUCGUCGAUACGCAAGAAAAAUUGAACGCAAUCUGAAGCGCAACCCUAAGCAGUUCUGGAAUUUUGUUAAUUCCAAGCGAAAGGAUACUGGACUACCUUCUGCUAUGCAUCUGGAUCAUCGUGCUGCAAGGACAUGUGCUGAAAAAUGCUCGCUGUUUGCUGAAUUCUUCGCUUCGGUUUUCGACAGUCCACUAGCUACCAGUGAAUCAACGGCUGCACUGAGUUUCGUCCCGAGUGAGGUUAUAGACGCAGAUACAUUCACUAUCACUGCUGAAGACCUGCUGCUUGCACUGUCUAAAUUGAAAAUGUCAUUCCGACCAGGUCCGGAUGGAGUGCCUGCCAGUAUUCUUAAGAAAUGCUCGGCCAAUUUGAUAGCGCCUCUUCAACACAUUCUCAAUUUAUCGUUGCGACAAUCUUGCUUUCCCACUCUAUGGAAAAAAAUCAUUCAUGUUUCCGGUGCACAAAAAAAGAUGCUAAAGAUGACAUAA
Molecule: messenger RNA, 1158 nt
Organism: Armigeres subalbatus
Lineage: Eukaryota; Metazoa; Arthropoda; Insecta; Diptera; Culicidae
Exons: 1
Coding region: 1-1158 (385 amino acids)
Biological process (GO): cell adhesion involved in heart morphogenesis; larval heart development
Cellular component (GO): extracellular matrix
Source: RefSeq, a predicted model, not a curated record